Molecule: messenger RNA, 2670 nt
Organism: Notolabrus celidotus (New Zealand spotty)
Lineage: Eukaryota; Metazoa; Chordata; Actinopteri; Labriformes; Labridae
Product: extracellular calcium-sensing receptor-like
Exons: 10
Coding region: 10-2538 (842 amino acids)
Biological process (GO): G protein-coupled receptor signaling pathway
Cellular component (GO): membrane
Molecular function (GO): G protein-coupled receptor activity
Source: RefSeq, a predicted model, not a curated record
UCUUGUAACAUGAGGAGACAGUUUAAUCUUAAUGCGAUGCAUAAGCCGGGUGAUGUGGUUCUUGGUGGGCUUUUUACAGUCCACUACACCUCAGUCUUCCCUGAGCUGACUUUCACCUCAGAGCCAAAGCAGCCCAGCUGUCAAGGUUUUGACCCUUUAGGGUUCAGGCAUGCCAUGACCAUGGCCUUUGCUAUUGAUGAGAUCAACAAGAACUCCAACCUGCUUCCUAAUGUGACUCUGGGAUACAGUAUGUAUGACAACUGUGCUACACUUGUAAUUGGAUUCAGUGCUGCCUUGUCUUUGGCCAGCAGUAGAGAAGAACAGUUUGUGCUUCAAGAAAACUGUUCAGGGACCCCUCCAGUCCUGGGGAUUGUGGGGGAUUCUGUAUCAACAUUUUGUAUUGCCACUUCUGACGUGUUAGGAUUAUUCAAACUGCCCAUUGUGAGUUAUUAUGCCACAUGUUCCUGCCUGAGCGAUCGGAGACGCUUUCCAUCCUUUUUUAGAACAAUUCCGAGUGACGCCUUCCAGGUGCGUGCCAUGAUUCAGAUUCUCAAACGCUUUGGCUGGACCUGGGCAGGUCUGCUCGUCAGUGAUGAUGACUAUGGACUCCAUGUUGCUCGAUCCUUUCCAUCAGACUUGGCUGAGUCUGGAGGAGGUUGUCUGGCCUACUCAGAGAUUUUGCCGUGGGGCGGCAACCCAACUGAAGUGAAGAGGAUUGUGGGAGUGAUGAAGAAAUCGACAGCUGGAGUGGUCAUUGUGUUUGCACAUCUGAUCCACAUGAUUCAACUAAUGGAUGAGGUGGUAGAGCAAAAUGUGACAGGCCUGCAGUGGAUGGCCAGUGAAGCCUGGACAUUAGCUGAAAUGCUCCAGACACCUCGUCUCAUGCCGUACCUUGGAGGCACACUGGGCAUUGCCAUCCGCAGAGGAGAAAUACCAGGGCUCAGGGAAUUCCUUCAACACACACUUCCUGAAUUACAUGACAACAGAAGUGAUGACAAUAGCAUGGCGAGGCAGUUUUGGGAAUACACGUUUGGGUGUAAAUUUACUUCACCUCCAGGUUGGCUGGAAGCUGGUGGAGAGGUAUGCACUGGAGAAGAGGACCUAGAAAAUGUUGAGACUGAGUUUUUGGAUGUUUCUAACCUGAGGCCUGAGUACAAUAUUUAUAAGGCUGUAUAUGCUCUUGCUUAUGCCCUCGAUGACAGGCUGCACUGUGUGCCUGGGAGAGGGCCUUUCAGAGGGCACAGCUGUGCUGCUCUGCAGAAACUGGAGCCAUGGCAGCUUGUUCAUUAUUUGCAACAAGUCAACUUCACCACACCGUUUGGUGAUGAAGUCUCAUUUGAUGAGAAUGGAAAUGCAUUACCAAUCUAUGACGUCGUGAACUGGAAGUGGCUUCCUGAUGGGACAACAAGGCUGCAGAGUGUGGGUGUUGUUAAAAAGUCCUUCAAAGGAGAAGAACUCACUCUUCAUGAGGACAAGAUCUUCUGGAACUUUGACUCCAAAAAACCACCCCAGUCAGUGUGCAGUGAGAGCUGUCCCCCAGGUACUCGAAUGGCCAGAAAAAAGGGGCAGCCUGUUUGCUGUUUUGACUGUGUUGCUUGUUCUGAGGGAAAGUUCAGCAAUGAAACAAACUCGAUGGAGUGCACCAGCUGUCCUGAGGACUUCUGGUCAAGCCCAAAACGUGACCACUGUGUACCUAAGAAAACAGAGUUCCUCUCUUACCACGAGCCUUUGGGUAUCUGCUUGACAGCUGCUGCAUUACUAGGCACACUUAUCUGUGCUGUUGUCCUUGGGAUCUUCAUCUGUCAUCACAGCACACCCAUGGUACGAGCCAACAAUACUGAACUGAGCUUCCUGCUCUUGGUGGCACUCACACUUUGCUUCCUGUGCUCGCUGCUGUUCAUUGGCCGCCCCAGACUAUGGACAUGCCAGUUGAGACAUGCAGCAUUUGGGAUCAGCUUUGUUCUUUGUGUCUCAUGUAUCCUGGUUAAAACCAUGGUUGUUAUAGCUGUGUUCAAGGCCUCCAAACCAGGAGGUGGAGCAGCCCUGAAGUGGUUUGGUGCUCUGCAACAAAGAGGAACAGUUGUUGCUCUCACGUUAAUCCAAGCCGCAAUCUGUACCGUCUGGAUUGUCUCCUCCUCACCAGCUCCUUAUAAAAACACUCAAUACUACAAUGACAAGAUAGUUUAUGAGUGUGUUGUCGGAUCCACAAUAGGUUUUGCAGUUUUACUCGGCUAUAUUUGCCUACUAGCUACCCUUAGCUUCCUGUUAGCAUUUAUGGAAAGGAAUCUUCCUGACAACUUCAAUGAAGCCAAAUUCAUCACUUUCAGUAUGCUGAUCUUCUGUGCUGUGUGGGUGGCCUUUGUCCCUGCCUAUGUCAACUCUCCAGGCAAAUAUGCAGAUGCAGUGGAGAUAUUUGCCAUCCUUGCCUCUAGUUUUGGUCUCCUGGUGGCACUGUUUGGACCCAAAUGUUACAUAAUCCUGCUGAGACCAGAGAGGAACACAAAAAAAGCAAUCAUGGGUCGAACCGCCCCCAAGUGAUCAGAGUCUCAACUGGUCUGAACCAAUCCAUAAUUUACAGCUCAGUAGAAAUCUCCCAGAGCAUCAUUUUGCUGCUUAUAACUGUCAUCAUAGCAGAAAUGUGCAUACACAUUAAGUGCCCCUGUCUCUACC